Molecule: messenger RNA, 1362 nt
Organism: Striga hermonthica
Lineage: Eukaryota; Viridiplantae; Streptophyta; Magnoliopsida; Lamiales; Orobanchaceae
Source: the annotation of a GenBank genome assembly
AUGAGCGGCGGCGGCAGCAGCGGCGCGGCGCAGCAGUCACCUCACUCUCUAGCUUUCAGAGUGAUGCGAUUGUGCCGUCCAACGGUCCACGUGGACACCUCUCCUCUCAAAUUCGAUCCCUGCGACCUCCUCUUCGGCGAGGACCUGUUCGACGAUCCAAUCGCCGCCGGCGGUCUCCCCCGCCUCUUCAGCAGCCAAUCGAAUCCCUCCUCCGUGGAUCCCUCCGAUCUUAGCUACCGCAGCAGAUUCCUCCUCCAGCACCCUACCGACUCGCUCGGCCUCCCAGGCCUUCUCGUCCUCCCCCAAUCAUUUGGGGCGAUAUAUCUUGGGGAGACAUUCUGCAGUUACAUAAGUAUCAACAACAGCUCAAGUUUUGAAGUCCGUGAUGUUGUGAUUAAGGCUGAAAUCCAAACAGAAAGACAAAGGAUACUGCUUCUGGAUACAUCGAAAUCACCCGUUGAAUCAGUACGUGCCGGGGGGCGAUACGAUUUUAUUGUGGAGCAUGAUGUGAAAGAACUUGGUGCACACACCUUGGUGUGCACUGCACUUUACACUGAUGGUGAAAAUGAGAGGAAGUAUCUCCCACAGUUUUUCAAGUUUGUAGUUUCUAACCCCAUCUCAGUACGGACAAAGGUACACUCUAUCAUAAGAUAUCCAUGCCAUGACACAACGUUUUUGGAGGCUUGUUUAGAAAAUCAUACAAAAUCUCACCUUUAUAUGGACCAAGUUGAAUUCGAGCCAGCUCAGCAUUGGGUUGCAACUGUGCUAAAAGCUCCUGAUAAUUCCUCUGAUCAUAACCCAUUAGCAAGAGAAAAUUUCAAGGAACCCAUUCUCAUUAGACCCGGGGGAGGAAUUUAUAAUUAUCUGUAUCAGCUGAAAUUUUCGCCACCUGAUGGUGCACAAAUGAAAAUUGAGGGAAGUAAGAUUCUAGGUAAAUUUCAGAUAACAUGGCGUACAAAUUUGGGUGAACCUGGUCGCCUGCAAACCCAACAUAUACUUGGUAAUCCCAUUUCUCGCAAGGAGAUUGAAUUACAUGCAGUGGAGAUCCCACCUGUCAUUAUCGUAGAGAAAUCAUUUUUGUUAAAUUUAAAUCUUGUGAACACAACCGACCGAGUAUUGGGACCCUUUGAGGUAUGGUUGUCUGAAAGUGAUUCGUUUGACGAAAGGGGUGUGAUGGUCAACGGACUUCAAACAAAGACUCUUGGAGAGGUGCAAGCAUACAACUCGUUGAAUUUUCAGCUGAACUUGAUUGCUGUUAAGCUUGGGAUUCUGAAAAUCAGCGGCAUUACAGUUUUUGACACAAUCGAGAAGAAAACUUACGACUCACUUCUAGAAUUGGAGAUAUAUGUUGACUCGGAGUGA